AUGCCAGAAGCAGCUGGCACUGCGGCGGCCGCGCCGAAACCCGCAGAUCGUGCUGUUCCUGUGACGCUCAACGAAGCGGUCCUCGAUUCGCCAACUUUCCGCGCAACCGCUACUCAUUUUGCCGACCAGGUUGACGCCGUUGAGAAAUGGCUCAAUGGCUAUGUCGCCUCGACACAGAAGCUCAUGACCGGGCUUCUUUCUCUCGAAGAUACCAUCAACAACUACCUCUCCAAGACGACACCUUUCCCCGACAACGUCAUCGACAACGACUACACCCUGCUAGCUCUCAAGCGCACCAGCGAAGGCACGCGAGAGUUAUGGACGCAAUUACUCAACACUCAGAAACGGAUGGAAACAGCCGUCAUCGAGCCCAUUCGCUCGUUUCUCACGGGGGAACUGCGAAACUUUAAGGAGAUAAGGAGAAGCUUGGAGCAGACUCAGAAAGCCUACGACACGACUCUCGCCCGUUAUACAUCUCAGUCGAAAACAAAGGAGCCCUCUGCCCUCCGCGAGGAUGCCUUCUCCGUAUACGAGAAUCGAAAGUCAUACAUCCAAGCCGCCAUGGAUUACUGCCAGCUGGCGCCCCAGCUCCGCUUCUCUCUGGAUCAACUGCUUGUUAAGGUCUGCUGUGAUAUAUGGAAGGAGAUGAACCGGGGCCGCGAUGCAGCCGCGAGUGCUACCCGAUGGAGCCGAGAGCUGGAUCGUGUCCGGGGUUGGGCCAAGGAAAUGGAACUGUCAGAUAACGUCUUCAGACGGGAGAUGCAGAACGCGAGAAAGGACAUUAGCGAUGCGACCUUUGAGGGGUUCAAGCCUUCUCGAGAACUGGAAGACUAUAGCACCUCAACCGUAGCCUUCCUGGGCUCACGCGGACCUGUUAGCGUACGCCCAACCGACGAGGGCGCCGCAAUUACUGAGAUACAAGGCUGGUUAUUUUUGCGAGUUGCUAGCGGCAAGCCAGUCAGAUACAACUGGGUUCGGCGGUGGUACUACUGCCGAGAUGGCGUGUUUGGAUGGCUCACCCCUGGACCGCAAGGAGUUCUACAAGGAGAUGAAAUUGGUGUGCUACUUUGUAACGUCAAGCCGGCCGCCGGUGAGGAACGACGGUUUUGUUUCGAACUAAAGACGAAAAGCCGCAGCAUGUUGAUGCAAGCUGAGACGCAGAAAGAGCUGAUGGACUGGCUGGAGGUUUUUGAAGUAACAAAAAAAAAAGCAUUCGAGGCCACCAUGGACAGAGACAACAGCGCCCUGACCGGUGGCAUCGACCCAGCAUUCUCAAUUUGCCCCCCAAGCAUCCCGGAGUUUUCAGCCAAGAGCGUCGAUGCGCAAAUGGGCUCAUCGGACGACACUGUAUCAAGCACCGAUCGUACAGCCAACCUGGCUAUUCCAGGGGCAGAAGGUAGCGCAUCCGCACGACAGAGUAUCGAUCCUAACGGGACCUUGUCUCGUCGAUCAAUAUCUGCGCUUGGGCGAGACCUAGCGCGAGAGGAGGGCGAGAGCGGUCGAGAACACGCAGCGAGGAUCAUCCAGAAGCUUGACCUUCACCGCAAAGCGACGUUCGGCGCCAGCCCCGAGCCCACGUUGACGACGUCCAGCUCAUCCGGAGGCCUGUCCAGCAUGAUUUCUGGGAAUCAAAGCUCCCAGCUCGUAGGAAACUCUUCGUCUCUUACAUCUUCAGGCCAGGCCAAGUUUACGGGGGUUGCGCUUCCGCUGUUGGACAACAAGCCAGGCACACUUGCCCCUCCUACUCUGGCCCGCCCUCCCACUAUUACGAGCUUGAGCCGCACCGCUGUGCUCAUCGCUGGAGAACGAGGCCACGUCUUGGAAGGCAAGAGACUUCCUACGUCAGUCGUAGCCAACUACUGGGGUAGCAAUGUUUGGGGCAACAUGAAUUCAGAGCCAGCUGUGGCUACCCGACUGGACGACGACGAUCCCAUCGGCGUUGUAGUUUCUGAAGGCUCCCAGACACCGCUCGGUGAAGCAGUGCAGGCGAAAAAGGCCAGCGAGUCUCUACCAGCCGGCUACCCCCCCGAGCUGAGAAUCCAGCAUGCACAGUUUAGGCUUUUAUUCCCCAACGCACCACCAGAAGAGAGACUGGUGCUUGUUUUCCGAGCGGCUUGGUCGAGCUCGCUGGAACGGGGUUCUGAAAGCGAACUCCUUGCCGGUGAUGGCAGAAUCUACGUGACAGCAGAGAAUAUGUACUUCUAUGGCCAGCAGCUGGGUCUGGUCACAGCCUAUAGUAUCCACCUGGACAUCAUCACCGAGGUGACUGCUGCCUCUGGUAGAGAUUGCGACUUCAUCUUCUUGCAUCUGGGCCAGGAGCUCAACGAUACCGGAUACACAAGGAUCACCGUCAAGGUGUUCCUUGACGAUCUGAAGUUGCUCCACGCUCGUCUCAAUCUCCUAGUGGACAAUCUGCAGGCGGAGGAGCCGCUGGAUACUCUGGGCAUCAUUAGUGCCUUGAUUAACAUUGAUAAGCACGAAUACGAGAAACCGAGCCCAAGCGCUGAGAGCUGGGAGGAGAUAUCAUCAACCACACCGAUGGACAAUGGUACAGCUUUGGGAGGGCCGGUAGAGCGGAGUGCUAGUCCCUUGCCACGCCUGAUAGCUCCCGUUUCUGGACAGAAGCUGCCGCCGAAACUGAACCUACCAAAACAUGAAGUUAUUUACGAGCCGGAUGACAUGAAGGAGAUGGCGGCUGAAAGGCAUUUCGAAAUUAGUGCAAAGGCAUGCUUCCAUGUCCUGUUUGGAGACAAGAGCUUUGUGUUCCCCAAGCUCUACUUUGAGCACCGUGCGAAGCAGAUUGCUCAGGGACCAUGGUCGGCGGGAAGUGACAAGGAGCCAAUGAAGCGUGAGUUUCACUUUAAGAUAGACUACGUUGACGUCUUUGGCCGGUCGCGGACGGCAGACAUACGGGAUUUCCAGACAAUCGACGUGUUUAACGAUCACGUCACGUAUGUGGUUACGCAUACGAGGACUGCGUGGCACCUCCCUCAUUCACAAUUCUUCAAGCUGGUGACCAAGGUCGUCAUCACAUAUGUGGCCAAGUCCAAGUGUAAGCUGGCGUUUUACGUCCGCGUCGACUGGUCGAAAUCACCGCCUUGGUCGAAGAGUCUAGUGGAACGCCAGGCUCUCCGUGAUGCAGUAAGCGAUGCUGAGGAGCUGGCAGAACUUGCCACAGAUCAGGUUCACAAACUGGGCUCGAGAAGUCGCACCAACAGAGCCAUACAGGUAUACGGCCAGGUAGGACACCAGACGCAGAUGGUGGUCUUCUCACCAGCACCAACCGACGCGAGGAAGAGGCAGGCCAUCAAGCCUCGCACGCUCACGGCUAUGCUGUUCGAAACGGUCCGGUCUCUUGGUGAAAGUGUCGUCUCAUCUGUGAUUUUGUGGAUCAUUGCUGUGUUGAAAAAGGUAUUCGACGUUGUGACGGCACAUCGGCUUAUUCUGUUGCUCCUAGGACUGAGCAUAGCUACCAACCUGAUGCUCUCGUCAACAGAGUCAUUGACUUGGUGGCAGGAGCGGCGAGCAGCGAACUUUAUGCGCAGAGUUGGCGUGUCGCCGAACCACAUGAUGAGCAAGGCAAUCUAUCUUGCGGAUCUGCACGAAGCUUCCGGCGCCGACAAUGAUGAGCCGCCGUUCCCUCAGAACAGCACGUGUUUCAGCACGUUCAGGGAGCUCUUGGAUACGACAAGUAUGGAUUCUCCGUGGGAGGAAGCGGGAGCCUCGCUGUCUCUGCCAUCAAGCCGAGCAACGGCGCGACGGCUGCGGAGAACACGACAGAGGCUGGGGAUGUAUCGACACGAUUUGCUUGUAGCGAUGAGGGUCGUCAACAGCGUUGAGCGGGAAGUGCUGCAGUCAGAAUGGGAAAACUGGCUGGAGAAUGAAAAGUCUCUCUGCGAUAAUCUCGAGGAGAUGUUACACGACGACAAGGGUAGGAGCAGCAGUAAGGACAAGACAGGCGAUUCGUCGUCGCAAAAGGCCGUGGGUUCAAUCCCGCCGGAACGGAGGAGGGCCCUCGAGGCAUGGCGUGACGAUUAUUGUGGAAGUUGUCGGAGCGACCAUGCAUCUGCUGUGCAGGCGAGAAGGCUUCCGGAGCAGCCGGUCAGGAGUCGGUGGAGUCGGAGGUGCGAACCGCUGCGGGCACUGGGGCCGAUCGAGUGGGACGAGGUGCCGGUCGACGACCUCAAGCCGUUUAUGAACGAGGCCUUCGUUGAUGCGCAAACCGUCGUCGAGUCGGUUCCGUCUCCAACUACGGCCACUGCGACGGGAGCGGGAGCGGCAUCAGCGGCGGCGGUUUUCGAACAAGCCGAGAUAUCAUAUUCGCAGCGCCAGCCUGGGUCGUCACUGGCCAUGGCCCAGCAGCUGCGAAAGGAGUGGAAGGAGAUCAAGAUGAAUGCAAAGGACAAUCCGCUCAAUAUCAGCGUCUGGAAGCUUGCCGCAAAGGAUGGCAAGGGGGCGUGGUUCGCUAGACGAAGCCUUCACCAUGGCUUGACGUAUGAUAACUGGAAGACGGGCCUCGAGAAGGAGUUUCCGGAGACGCUCAAAGUACAAGGCUCGCCGGGCAGCGGAAACAUUCGAGGUGUUGGUGCAGAUAGGCAUGUUGAGAGUCAACAAGUUGAGGGUUCGGGACACUUGAGUGUGUUCCAAUUAUCAGCGCAAUUCCCUGGUCCUACAGCCCCGAGAGAUUUCAUUACACUUCUCCUUACAACCGACUUUGAGUAUAAGCCAGCAGACCAAGAGCGACCUCUGCGGCAGCACGUUAUCGUAUCAAAACCAUGCCUUCACGACGAGUGUCCUCCCCGGUCCGGAAUAAUCCGCGGGUCGUACGAAUCCGUCGAGAUGAUUCGGGAGGUGCCCGUCGAGAACGAUCCCCUUGCGUCUAAAACAUCAUUGGUGUCGACAGACCAGAGCUCUGAAGAAGUUCGGAGCUCUAGCUCGGAGUCACGCGACCACCAGUCCAUGGCCGUUGAAUGGAUAAUGAUAACCCGAAGCGAUCCUGGUGGCAGCGUGCCGCGCUUCAUGGUGGAAAAGGGCACGCCGCCGGGCAUUGUUGGAGAUGCUAGCAAGUUUGUCAAGUGGGUAACGGCCAUCUCGCUUCUCGACUCUAAGAGCGUCGAGAGCCUUGGAAAGCCGGGAAGUCCUGGCAAACUUGCCGAGGCAGAGACGCCGCGUGAAGCCGGUAGCCCGCGGGUGCUCCCUAUACACAAACCUCACCCCAGCGGCGACUUCAAGAAGAGAGACGCAGAGAUUGAAGCAGCGAGGAGAGAAUCAGUGCAGAGUAUCCCCAGUAGUAACGGUAUAUACGGCAUCAUAAGCGGGGUCUUUGAGGCGGCAUCUUCUGUCGUUGCCAGUGGACUACGGCAGCUGGGAACCCCUGAAGAGAGCCAGGCCAGCCUAACAGAUCUGGAAUCUAGGGCUGCUGAGGAGCACGAGACAGAUGCUGAGUUGUCCGAACUAAGCGAAACAUCAUCCAUACGUACAUUUAGAUCCGCCCUCGAAAGAUCUAUGACUGAAGAGAAUAGGGCCCGAAGUAUCGCAGGAAGCAAUUCAGACGAAUCCAAAACGCAAGGAAAGCAGCUGCUAGAAAAAGAACUUAAGAAACUCGAAGAGAAGCGGCGAAAGCUUGAUGAAAAGACGGCCCAUAUGCAGCAGCGCUUGGAGAGCAAGCGACGCGGCGGCAAGGAGAAGGACGAGGCAGUGGUGGCCAAGAUGCGUGAGAAGCACGAGAAGGAGAUCGCCAAGCAAGAAGCAAAAUACAGGAAAGAACUGCAGAAGCUAGAAGACAAGCGCGUGCACGAGGAGCGCAAGGCGGAGGCCCGCAGGCGGAAAGCCGCGGAGCGUGAAGAGAAGAUGAACCUGACGAUGGAGCUGGAGAAGACGCGGGCGGAGAGAGAUGUUGCGCUGAAACGGGUCGAGAUCCUUCAGACGCAGGUCGGCCAGCUUCAGUCGCAGAAUACCAUGUUGACGGCGAAGCUGGGACGGCUAGGGGGGUUUGAUAGGGCAGCCUCCGCGUCUUCCAAGGGCUCAGGGGUGGAGAGCACCAAGUCGACAUGA
This is a messenger RNA of Trichoderma harzianum CBS 226.95, 6054 nucleotides long. RefSeq lists its product as hypothetical. The transcript has 4 exons. The record is from RefSeq and is a predicted model, not a curated record. Gene Ontology annotation, cellular component: plasma membrane; endoplasmic reticulum; cytoplasm. Bases 1 to 6054 code for a protein of 2017 amino acids. Gene Ontology annotation, molecular function: protein binding. NCBI's taxonomy places the organism in Eukaryota, Fungi, Ascomycota, Sordariomycetes, Hypocreales, Hypocreaceae.